AUUAAGCAAGCUAAGAAUUUAUGUUUACAAAUUUUUAACUAUUCUAAUGGCAUCAUGGAAAGCUCCAGCCAACUUAAGCCAACACAAAAGAUUGGAAGAAUUCAAUCUGUGUAUUGCAAAGAUUUUGUCUCAUAUUCGGAAAUAACAUACUUCCCCAAAGAGUAUCUAAACGUUUUGACAGGACCAAAUGGAACGGGCAAGUCGACAAUUGUAUCAGCCAUUAUAUUGGGACUGGGCGGUGAUCCACAGUUGUUGGAUCGGUCCUCUAGUAUCUCUGAUUAUAUUAAAAGCAGUAAAAGCUCUGCAACUAUUGUAAUCACAAUUUAUGGAAAACAAAAGGACUCUGUCGAAGCUUUCAAGCGUACGAUAAAUCACAAUGGAGAAUCUCGAUAUUUUGUUAACUCCAAGGAGUUGUCAAAGUCAAAAUAUCUGGCCAUUAUUGCAACUUAUAAUAUUCAAGUCAGCAAUUUGUGCCAGUUCUUACCACAGGAUCGUGUUCAGGACUUUUCUAAAAUGAAUCCGCAAGAGCUUUUAGUCAACACCAUGUCCUCCGUGUGCGACAAUCAGUUGAUAAAGAACUUUAUCGAUCUGAAAAAUAUGCGAAUAAAGCAAUUAGGCGCUCAUGCAGACCGAGAGAGGGAGAACGAUAAACUUCUAAAAGAACAAAAACGAUUGGAGCAGUUACAGAUUUCGGUAGAUCAAUACCAGGAACGCCAAGAAGUAUUACAGAAGUUAAACGUUUAUAAGGCGAAAAAAUUAUGGUCUGAAGUAACUUUGGCUGAAGAAAAGAUCGAUAGUUAUAAAAGUGAAUUGGAUAAAGCGAAAGAAAAUUGUCAAAGUCUGAAGAACGCGUAUGAACUUGAAAAGCGAUCACAAGAAGGAAUUUCAAGAAAAAAUGCAGAACUUAAGGAAAAAACAAUUGAAAAAAGUCGGCGAAUAACUCAAGCCAUGGUUACGAAAAGAGAAUUAACUUCUCAAUUGGAAGCCAUAAAAAACAAAAUUAAUGAAAGCAAAUGCGAUUUAGAGAGAAAUAUUCAGCUGUCGGCCAAAAGUAUAAGCGAAGUGGAUAAAAUAAAAUAUUUGGUGGAAACUAAACGGCACGAGUUGCAGCAAUUUAACAAUGAAAAAUCUGAGGUUUUAAAUGAAUUGGAGAUACAAAAGAAAAAGAUACAAAAAACUCGUGAGACGACAAUGAACCAGUAUAAUAAGCGAAGAGAACUUGAAACAAUGCUGAACGAUGAAAAAAUUCCCGAAAUUACAGCUCUCUGUCACAAGAUAGAGCGAUUGCAAAACAUCAAAGCACAAAAGAUAGAAGAGCUGCGCCUUCGUAAUCCGAACUUGGUCAAAGCUAUGAAUUGGGUAGCCCAAAAUAAACAUAAAUAUAAGUGUAGCAUAUAUGAUCCCAUGGUAUUUGAGCUGAGCAUUAAAAGUGAGGAAGGAGCCAUGUAUUUAGAGAACGUUGUUAGGCAGCGCGACUUAUAUGCCUUUGCAUGUGAGGACAAGAGUGACAUGUCUGAUCUUAUUAACGAAUUAUGCGUGAAGCAGAAGCUAUCCGUAAAUGUUAUGUACUGCGCCCCAGCAGACACGUGCAUGUUUACGUCUACUGUUCCAAUUUCAGAAAUUAGGCAAAUGGGCUUCGAUGCGUAUCUUGUUGAUCUGGUAUCUGGGCCGAUACCACUAAUAAACAAGCUUUGCGGAAGCUAUCAAAUUCAUAAUAUUCCCAUUGGCAAAGAUGAAGUUAGUAAUUUUACUGCCUGCGUUCCCAAAUCAAUUCGAAUUUAUUUCGGAGGCACUAAAAAGUUUACUGUGACAACAUCACGAUAUCGAUCUGAUCUUAUACUUACCGAGAGCACAAUUCGAAGAAAAAACCAGCUAAUUAGUAUUGAUUCAAAACAAUUGACGUCUCUAAAAGAAAGACACAACAAAUCCAUAUUUGAAAAGGACCAAAUUAGAAACAAUUUAAGAGAGAUCGAUAAUGAAUUCGACCGCCUGCAAAUAGUUCUUCGCCAGGAAGGAGAGACCAAAAGAAAAAUUGAACAGAAAUUGGCGCACUAUAGUAAUUUGGAGGAUGAAGUGAAAAAGCUACAGCUAAAAAUCGACACAAUCAAUAAGUCAUUCACUUCUACGGAUAAACUCAAAGAAACUUUUAAAAAGUCCGUGCUUUCGGAUAUAAGAAUAAUAUUCGAAAUCGAGAGAAAAUUGAUCAAGAUUCUAGAGUGCACAGACAAAUUACUGCAGACAAAGAAAUUGAGCGAAACAUUAGAAAGUGCACAUAACCAGCAAUAUGAAUCUCAAGUUAAUAAGCUCAAGGAGAGUGAAGAUCAAUUUAAGAACGCUUCUAAUAUAGUCGACAAGUUAUCUGCAUCACUGCAAGUCAAAGUUAAGGAUAUUGCAUCAAAAAAAGUGGAAGUGCAGCGCCUUUGCAAUGGCCAACUGCCCAAUAGUAACGAUUUUCCAUUUAAAAAAGAUUUUGAACAGUUAUCAAACCUAAAUGUGGAACAAAUUUACGAAGCUAUAGUCGAGUUUCAGGCUAGAUUAGAGUGCAUGAAGAAUUUAAAUUCUGAGGCAAUUGCGGAUUUUCGUCAGCGCCAAAACGAGGUGGAACAAUUAAAGAAACUCAUCGAAGGCAAAUCAAAUGAAGAAAAAAAUGUAGAAGCCGAAAUAUCAAUCUUAUACAACAAGUGGGAACCACAACUAACCGCAUUGAUUGAGACAAUAAACAAAAAGUUCAGCGAAUUCAUGGACUCAAUAGCAUAUGUUGGGGAAGUUGUUUUGUCGAGAAAUGACAAGAACGAUUUUGAUUCGUAUGGCAUACAAAUCAUGGUGCAGUAUAGGAAGGAUGCAAAGCUACAGACUCUGGAUAAAUAUGUUCAAUCCGGUGGAGAACGUGCCGUGGCCAUUGCAAUCUAUUCUUUGUCAUUACAGCACGUUACACAUGUGCCAUUCAGGUGCGUUGAUGAGAUUAAUCAAGGCAUGGACGCUAAAAACGAACGCCAUAUUUUUAAUUUACUUUUAAAAGAGGCCACUAAGGAGGGUUCUGCACAAUAUCUUUUUGUUACGCCCAAGCUGCUUCGUGAUUUGAGCUACAACAACCGCUUAUGCGUUUCGGUAGUUCACAACUCUGCAUCUAUCAAACCUGAUGUCACCUUUCCACUGAACUAGAUGUUUCAAUUAAGUAUAUUAAAUUAUGUCGAUAAAAUUGUUUUCAAUGUAUAAACCUGUUUUCAG
Drosophila novamexicana is the source of this 3228-nucleotide messenger RNA. It is a transcript of the gene SMC5, whose product is annotated as structural maintenance of chromosomes protein 5. The transcript has 17 exons. Gene Ontology annotation, biological process: double-strand break repair via homologous recombination. The coding region runs from base 55 to 3162 and encodes 1035 amino acids. NCBI's taxonomy places the organism in Eukaryota, Metazoa, Arthropoda, Insecta, Diptera, Drosophilidae. Gene Ontology annotation, cellular component: Smc5-Smc6 complex. The record is from RefSeq and is a predicted model, not a curated record. Gene Ontology annotation, molecular function: ATP binding; ATP hydrolysis activity.